AUGGAUCAGAGAAGAGCAAAGAAGCAGAGCCUUGACAACAUGCCAGAAGACCUGCGCAUGGUCAUUGUUUCUAAAGUGGGAGCUAACUCCGCAUUGGACUACUUCAACGCGAUCAUAGCGUCCAAAAGCCUCUGCUUCCGUUUUGACAACCGCUUUAUCGCUAGAGAUCUCAACCUCGAGCCGUUGGUCAAGAAACCAGCCCAAGCGAAGAGAUACAGAUCGUUAAUGGACAGCUGUCUCCAAGCCAAUAACGUCCAUGCUCACUUCGUGACAGGUAUGCUUCAGUACUUCGACUCCCCAAAUCAAUUCUUGGGUAUGCAUCACCUCCGCAUAGCAUCAAAGGCUGGUCACCUCCAAGGAAGGUACGUUUAUGGAGUUCUCCUCAUGGCCAUAGGCCAAACUGAAAAAGGAGUACGAAUCAUCAACAAAUUGACCGAUGAGAAGGGUAUUGAAACAGUGAAAAACUGCAUCUAA
This is a messenger RNA of Brassica napus (rape), 474 nucleotides long. RefSeq names its product F-box protein At2g35280. The transcript has 2 exons. The coding region runs from base 1 to 474 and encodes 157 amino acids. NCBI's taxonomy places the organism in Eukaryota, Viridiplantae, Streptophyta, Magnoliopsida, Brassicales, Brassicaceae. The record is from RefSeq and is a predicted model, not a curated record.